This is a messenger RNA of Grosmannia clavigera kw1407, 696 nucleotides long. RefSeq lists its product as uncharacterized. NCBI's taxonomy places the organism in Eukaryota, Fungi, Ascomycota, Sordariomycetes, Ophiostomatales, Ophiostomataceae. The transcript has a single exon. The record is from RefSeq and is a predicted model, not a curated record. Bases 1 to 696 code for a protein of 231 amino acids.
AUGACUGAUAAGUUGCUUUACAGCAAUUCUCUGGCGUCAGCCGCCGAUGUCGCCGACUGGAUUGCCGAGGGUCCGGCGUCUGCAUCUACUUAUACAACGACAGAUGGCAGCAGUGUUUUAGAGCUGGCUUCAUCGGGCGGCGAGAACGACCAUUUCACAUUCUGGUGCCCUGAAGUCUUUGGUGACCGCAUCCGCAUCACCUGGGAGUUCUCUCCUGUUGCGGAACCGGGCUUGGCAAUGCUAUUUUUCGGGGCUGCCGCUGCAGAAGACGGCAGCAGCAUUCUCGGACUGCACGUCAAAUCCCGAUCUGGUGCCUACCCACAAUAUCACUCCAGUGACAUCCGCACGCUGCAUGUGUCCUACUUCCGGCGACGAUGGGAGGGCGAACGGGCUUUUCAUACCUGCAACUUGCGCAAAUCACCGGGUUUCCAUCUUGUCGCCCAAGGCGCCGACCCAUUGCCACCUGUUGUAGACGCCCGCGGUGCUUUUUACCGGGUCGAGCUGGUCAAGGAUGGCGCCCAGGUGCGCUUCAGCAUCGACGACCUCCCGCUCUUUUCAUGGACCGACACCGAGGAUGGAAUGACCGGACCCCUAGUCCGCGGCGGGCGUAUUGGUCUACGCCAGAUGGCGCCUCUUGUCGCGCGAUAUAGAAACCUGGAAGUGUGGGAGCUUGCCGCGAAGACACAACAAGCGUGA